Symphalangus syndactylus (siamang) is the source of this 855-nucleotide messenger RNA. RefSeq names its product proteasome assembly chaperone 3 (gene PSMG3). Gene Ontology annotation, biological process: proteasome assembly. Lineage: Eukaryota; Metazoa; Chordata; Mammalia; Primates; Hylobatidae. The record is from RefSeq and is a predicted model, not a curated record.
AAGCGCCGCGGCCCUGACUUCCGGAAGGUGGACGGAACCUGCGGACGGGGCGCGCCCGCGUGGCGCACGCAGAGCCACUUCCGGGCGCGGCGCCGGCUUGCUGCCACUGAAGAGCCCCGCCAUGGAGGACACGCCGUUGGUGAUAUCGAAACAGAAGACGGAGGUGGUGUGCGGGGUCCCCACCCAGGUGGUGUGCACAGCCUUCAGCAGUCACAUCCUGGUGGUGGUGACCCAGUUCGGGAAGAUGGGCACCCUGGUCUCCCUGGAGCCCAGCAGCGUGGCCAGUGACGUCAGCAAGCCUGUGCUCACCACAAAAGUCCUUCUGGGGCAGGAUGAGCCUCUCAUCCAUGUCUUUGCAAAGAACCUGGUAGCGUUUGUGUCUCAAGAAGCUGGAAACAGAGCAGUCCUCCUCGCCGUGGCCGUGAAGGACAAAAGCAUGGAGGGGCUGAAGGCACUGAGGGAGGUGAUCCGGGUGUGCCAGGUGUGGUGACCUGGAGGCAGCCACCCCGCGCUGCUCAGCAGGAUAUGUGAGGACCCAGACACCUACUCAGGGACUCAAGUCUCGCCUCCCUCCCCGGUGGAGAGAGGAACUUUGGCACUAGCCCUUGGAGCCAGGAAAAAAUAUUCACAUCUCAGGCAGACUCUUACUCUGGUUACUAAGAUCAUCUGUGCAUGACAGGGAGGGUGGAACGGGUCCCGGAGGAGUCGUGAAUGGCUCUCACCAGGAUCUGAAGUGUUGCUUGUGUUUGAGAAUUGGAGGAAUGAGUCAGCAGGCGUGGCUCAUGGCCCCCCGUGUGCAGGAUCAAUUGUAGGAGGAAAGUUUUUUUUUAUUAAAAGCGAAUGUGUAUCCCAAAA